Clunio marinus is the source of this 1314-nucleotide messenger RNA. The record is from the annotation of a GenBank genome assembly. Lineage: Eukaryota; Metazoa; Arthropoda; Insecta; Diptera; Chironomidae.
AUGGAUUUAUCAUGGGAAUUGUGCCGGUUAUGUGGUGAAUACCAGAUCAUAGAUGAACUUCAAGAUAUUUAUGAUCAGGAAUUGAAUAUUUCAUAUAGAUUGGAACAAUCUUUGAAGAUAAUUCUAGAUGACAAUGAGUUACUUCCAAAUUUGAUUUGUAAAGAGUGUGUUGCUUCUGUAGACCAAUGUUAUCAAUUUGCAGUAUUAGUAUCAUCUGUACAAGACAGAUUCAGUCUUUAUUCACAUGAUCAACACGAGGUGGGAACGUUUGAUUUCAUAGCAAUAGAGCCAGAGGAACAAGAUUCCUUCUAUGAAGAUAUACAAUUAAAAGAACUGGAAAUCAAAGUUGAAAGACUUGAUCCAAGUGUUAUCGAACAGUAUAAACUUAAACAUAAUCCUUCAAUUGAAGAUAAGCCAGUAAAUAAAUCUGUAAAGUCUUUGUCAACUAAGAGAAGAACAAACUUGAACAAAAGGAAGAGAAGAAUAAAAUUUUCUUUGACGACAAGAAAGAAAUGCAGAAAUGUUCCGAAACGAAUAACAAGGAAUUCAACAGAAUAUCCUAAUAGGAAGCUUAAAGAAAACGAGAGCUCAUCCGAAAGUUUCGAUGAAGUUUUAAGUCAUCAUACAAAUAGUUCCGACAGUGAAGAAAAAAUUAUCAGAAAAUUAAAGAAAGUAAAUAAUAAAUCAAAAACAGAUCACAACUCUAGAAAUAAAUUAAAAACAUUGAGGAAAUUAAGAUGGAAACCUAGAAUUAAAAAUAAACUUUUGAAUCCUGUUGAAAUUCCUAACUCAGUUCGAUAUUCUUGCGAUUUAUGCGACAAAACUUUUACUAGAAAGGAUGGAAUUUCAUGUCAUAUUAUGAAGGAGCAUGCGAAAAAACCUCUUAACAUCAUCUGCGAGAUUUGUGCUGCUGGUUUCCAUAAUAUGUAUUAUCUCAGGGCUCAUCAGACAUUCAAAACCAAUACUCGCUGCACAAAUCACAUGAAUAAAUAUCACAGUAAUAAAAAAUCAAAGAAAAAAACCACCAAAGUUUAUCCAUGUGAAAUAUGUGGAAAAAAACUGAGAACAAGAACUUGUCACAAUCGUCAUAUGGUGAUUCAUACAGGAGAUAAACCUAACAAGUGUAUGUACUGCCCACGUUCAUUCAAACAUCAUUCAGGUUUUCGAUAUCAUAUCAGAGCAGAACAUACCGGCGAACGUCCCUAUUUAUGUCCCAUCAAAGGUUGCAGUGAAACUUUCAUCGAUAAUCCAAACGGCAGAAAACAUAUUUUGGUUUAUCAUGGCUUAAAAGAUCUGAAACCAAUUCUGAGAUGA